AUGAAAGAAUUCGAUGAUGAAUGGUGGCCUUUAGUUACGAACUUUUGGCACUUUGAAUCAAGUACGCGCAAAGAAGACGUUCCAAUUGAGAAACGGCGAAAAGCCAAAGUUCGAGAAGCAGGCUUAUGCCAUGCAAAAAUAAAGGUAUCAUGGUAUAUUGCCAAGCAAAAAGUGUGUGUUGAAUGGUUCCAAGCGCCCCAAGCUAUUAGGACUUUGGUAGAAAAGGAAGCUGUGAAAAAUUAUUCUGUGCCUGCAAUAGUAAAUGCAGUUAAAGAGUACGCAUCUGAAAAUCUGAACCUUGGUAUGAGUGUAAAGGAAUUAAGGUGGAGGGAGGUUGCUAAUAUAAAGUAUAAAGUCCGUGGGCCACAAAAUAUGUAUUUUACUGGCACUUCUGAACUAGCACCAGAUAUCCAAGACUCAAUUUCUCUUUUACAAAAAGAAGGAUAUCAGGUUGAAUCAUAUAAAACCCACUACCAAAGCAGCAUAGAGGCAAAAAGUAUUGUAAAAGUUUUCCCGGGUCUCACAAAGGGUGAACAGGAAUGUGAUCACUUGCCACUACUUUUGCAAGUAACAACGACAAAUGCUCUGGAAUCGUAUCACAGUGAGUUAAAAAGAACAACCUCACCUCAAUAUUGUCUGGUUGGCACAUGCAAUAAGAUUAUUGCACUUGACUUGAAAAAGCAGUUAGAUUCAGAUUAUGUCGCAUUCAAGUUUCGGGUUAAAAAAAUUUCCGCUGUCGGUGUCGACAAUGAUAUUCUCAAAGAAAUUCAUAAGUUUUCUUUUCCAGUCCAGAAAUUAAUAGUUAAUGAAGUUUUUGCUGUUAACGAUAGAAUAGAGAAAGGUAAAGGGUUGCCUGGUCUGAUGUCACUUGAAUGCCAUUGCCUUUUUUUCCGCAAAUAUAUGCUUCCUUGCAAGCAUAUCUUUCAUGAGCAAAUAUAUAGUUUCAGAAAAUUGUUGAUGAUUAAUACUUGGAAAAAAUUCCAACAAAUGUUCGAUGAAAAUGGACUUGAAAUUUAUGAACAUCGUGAGUUGGUAAGUUUAGAAUCCUUUGAAAAAGAUGAGGUUAAUAAAGCAGCGGAGAAUAGAAAACUUACAGUGAAUGAGUUAAUGGAAAGAACACGCAAUGA
Messenger RNA from Cetraspora pellucida, 1127 nucleotides. Lineage: Eukaryota; Fungi; Glomeromycota; Glomeromycetes; Diversisporales; Gigasporaceae. The record is from the annotation of a GenBank genome assembly.